ACCCCCGCGCGCCAUAGUGACUGUAGUCGUGGAGACAGUUACUUACCAACGGGAGCAACACGCAGCAACAGCAGCAGCAGCAACAGCAACGGAAAGCGAGUAAGAGAGAGCAGCCAGGGCAGAACUUAACACAAGGCAAAGAGUCCAGCAUGCAGAGCUCAGAGGGAGGGUCUGACUCCACGUCCAGCGUGGCGCUGCGCACAUCCACCUCCGCCCAGGCCCCUGUGGUGCAGCCCGUCCCCGCCUCCCAGCAGAGGGUGCUGGUCCAGGCCACGGGGUCGGCCCAGAAGGGAGCGCAGGUCCAGCAGCUGCCCAGGGUGCAGCAGGUCCCCCAGCAGGUGCAGCAGGUCCAGCAUGUGUAUCCCUCCCAGGUGCAGUACGUUGAGGGAGGGGAGGUGGUCUACACCAACGGAACCAUCCGGACCGCCUACUCCUACAACCCGGAGGCUCAGCUGUACGGGCAGAGCAGCGGGGCGACGUACUUCGACUCGCAGGCGGGGGGCGCCCAGGUGACCACGGUGGUGUCGUCGGCGAGCGGCGUGCCCCCUCACGGCAUGGUGGGCGUCGCCAUGGACGUGGGGGGCAGCCAGAUCAUCUCCAGCGGCGGCGCCUACCUCAUCCACGGGGGUGGCAUGGAGAGCAACCGGCACCACGCCUCCCAUUCCUCCCGCUCCUCCUCCGCAAUGCUUGAAAUGGCGAUUGAAAACCUCCAAAAGUCUGAGGGGAUUACAACACACAAAAGCAGCCUGCUCAACAGCCAUUUGCAGUGGCUGCUGGAUAACUAUGAGACGGCCGAGGGGGUGAGCCUGCCUCGCAGCUCCCUCUACAACCACUACCUGCGGCACUGCCAGGAGCAGAAGCUGGACCCGGUCAACGCCGCCUCCUUCGGCAAGCUCAUCCGCUCCGUCUUCAUGGGCCUGCGGACCCGCCGCCUGGGCACCAGAGGGAACUCAAAGUACCACUACUAUGGCAUCCGGCUGAAGCCAGACUCUCCACUAAACCGGCUGCAGGAGGACUCCCAGUACAUGGCUAUGAGACAACAGCCUGUGCACCAGAAACAGAGGUUCAAGCCUCUGCAGAAGGUGGACGGCAUGGGGGACGGCCUGUCCGGGGGCUCCCAGCACUCCUCCAGCACGCCCGAGCAGUCGGUGGCCGCUCAGAGCCAGCACCACCAGCAGUACAUUGAUGUGUCCCACGUCCUGCCCCCGUUCCCCUCCCCGGACCUGGGCUCCCACCCCCUGCCCGAGCGCAUCACCCUGGGAGAUGUGAAGAAGCUGCAGGGCCUGUACAGAGACCACUGUGAGGCCACUCUGGACGUGGUGAUGAACCUCCAGUUCCACUACAUCGAGAAGCUGUGGCACACCUUCUGGUGUUCAACAGCGCCAUCUAGUGACGGAGCCACUCCUCUGCCUAACAGCGAGGAAGAGACGGAGGGGGUCAUCCCGAGGGAGAAGCUGGUGGCUCUGUGCAAGUAUGAGCCGGUCAAGCUGUGGAUGCGGAGCUGUGACCACAUCCUGUAUCAGGCGCUGGUGGAGAUCCUCAUCCCGGACGUGCUGCGCCCCGUCCCCAGCACUCUCACUCAGGCCAUUCGCAACUUUGCAAAGAGUCUGGAGGGCUGGCUGACCACCGCCAUGAGCGACUUCCCCCAGGAGAUCGUCCGCACCAAGGCGGCCGUGGUGAGCGCGUUUGCGCAGACGCUGCGCAGGUACACGUCCCUGAACCACCUGGCGCAGGCGGCCCGCGCCGUGCUGCAGAACACCUCGCAGAUCAACCAGAUGCUCAGCGACCUCAACCGCGUGGACUUCGCCAACGUGCAGGAGCAGGCCUCGUGGGUGUGCCAGUGCGACGAGGGCGUGGUGCAGCGGCUGGAGCAGGACUUCAAGGUGACGCUGCAGCAGCAGAGCUCCCUGGACCAGUGGGCCGCCUGGCUGGACAACGUGGUUAACCAGGUGCUCAAGCCCCACGAGGGGAGCCCCAGCUUCCCCAGGGCAGCACGCCAGUUCCUGCUCAAGUGGUCCUUCUACAGCUCGAUGGUGAUUCGAGACCUGACCCUGCGUAGUGCCGCCAGCUUCGGCUCCUUCCACCUGAUCCGCCUGCUGUACGACGAGUACAUGUUCUACCUGGUGGAGCACCGCGUCGCCCAGGCGACCGGCGAGACGCCCAUCGCCGUCAUGGGAGAGUUCAGUGAUCUCAACUCGAUGAUGCCCAUGCUCAUGGAGAAAGACCCGUCCUUCUCAGAUGACAUGAGCGACCUGGGCAGCGACGGCGACGUGUCCCGGGGGCCCAACGAGCCGGCCGUCAAGAGGGAGCGCAUCGAGAUCAACCACUCGCUGCAGGAGAUCUGAGGAGGAUUGGGAGGGCCCCGUCCACGGCCCCGGGACCCCCUGACGGCAGGUGGCGGUCCGGCACGGCGGCGGGGUGCGCGGUGUACAUACAGGAGAGAGGUGUUCUCCUCAGCCCCCCCCGUAGCCACAGUUACAGGC
Megalops cyprinoides (Indo-Pacific tarpon) is the source of this 2483-nucleotide messenger RNA. RefSeq names its product regulatory factor X, 2 (influences HLA class II expression) (gene rfx2). Gene Ontology annotation, molecular function: DNA-binding transcription factor activity, RNA polymerase II-specific; RNA polymerase II cis-regulatory region sequence-specific DNA binding. Gene Ontology annotation, biological process: regulation of transcription by RNA polymerase II. The record is from RefSeq and is a predicted model, not a curated record. NCBI's taxonomy places the organism in Eukaryota, Metazoa, Chordata, Actinopteri, Elopiformes, Megalopidae. The transcript has 18 exons. Gene Ontology annotation, cellular component: nucleus. The coding region runs from base 150 to 2345 and encodes 731 amino acids.